AUGCACUUCUCAAAGGCAGUUCUUGUUGGCCUAGCCUCUAGCUUCGUCGCGGGUGCUCCGGUGUCGGAUGUGGAAUAUACGGCCAUCGAAAAACGGGACUUGAACCUGAAUGCAUUUCUAGCCGCCAUUGUGGAAAUAUUUCCCGUCAAUGUUCCCGUCAAUGGCAUCUGUACGGCUUUGGGCAUUGGUGAAACUGCUUUGGCAGCGGGGUUUGGCCUCAAAAUAAAUGCCAACCGUAGGGGAUGUGCCGACGUCACGGUCGUCUUCGCACGAGGCACCUGUGAUCCCGGUAACGUUGGUGCUCUCGUUGGGCCGCCCUUUUUUCGGGCUCUCGAGGCGGCCAUCGGGUCCUCCAAGUCGGUCGCCAUUCAGGGCGUUGAGUAUCCAGCAACGGUUGACGGGUAUCUCAGGGCAGACCCAGCUGCUGGAGUGACCAUGGCUAAAUUCAUCACCAACACCAUCGCCGAAUGUCCCAAGACACAGUUCGUAUUGAGCGGAUAUUCUCAAGGAGGCUAUGCUGUCCACAAUGCGGCCAAAAAUCUCGACGCCAAGUCCAUGUCCAAAGUCAAGGCCGUCGUCAUUUUCGGAGACCCAAUGUCCAAGGAGCCGGUGCGAGGCAUUGACGCAAGCAGGGUAAGCAUUGUUUGCCACGAGGGCGACGAUAUCUGCGACGGAGGUGUUUUCAUCACACCGCAGCAUAUCACAUAUGCUGCGGAUGCGGAGUCGUCUGCCGAUUUUGUGGUGUCGAAACUCUGA
Molecule: messenger RNA, 756 nt
Organism: Metarhizium brunneum ARSEF 3297
Lineage: Eukaryota; Fungi; Ascomycota; Sordariomycetes; Hypocreales; Clavicipitaceae
Gene: cutA
Product: Cutinase
Biological process (GO): carbohydrate catabolic process
Cellular component (GO): extracellular region
Molecular function (GO): cutinase activity
Source: RefSeq, a predicted model, not a curated record